Strongylocentrotus purpuratus (purple sea urchin) is the source of this 2883-nucleotide messenger RNA. RefSeq names its product tubulin polymerization-promoting protein family member 2. The transcript is spliced from 4 exons. NCBI's taxonomy places the organism in Eukaryota, Metazoa, Echinodermata, Echinoidea, Camarodonta, Strongylocentrotidae. Gene Ontology annotation, biological process: microtubule polymerization; positive regulation of protein polymerization; microtubule bundle formation. The record is from RefSeq and is a predicted model, not a curated record. The coding region runs from base 211 to 726 and encodes 171 amino acids. Gene Ontology annotation, cellular component: microtubule. Gene Ontology annotation, molecular function: tubulin binding.
UUACGAGCGUCUCUUUUUAUCGGAAGCAAGAAGAGUGUGAUAUAGGAAAGGAUUCAUUUGGAUUCUACAUGAGCUUGGCAUUGGUUGUGUACUGGAUAUAGCAGUGAGCAUAACCGUAAGCAUCCAAUAUUUCACUCCGGGCGAUACCUGGCCUCAUUAUCUUGCCUGUUUCAUCGUUUACAUAACUUGUCCUAAGACCGAAAGAACAAAAUGUCUGACGGCCAGCUUCAAGAUGUCUUCAAGUCUUUCUGCGCCUUCGGUGCUGGGAGCAAGGAUGCCGCGCCUGUCAUGGAUAACUCCAAGUGGGGCAAGAUGUUCAGAGACCUUAAGCUUUACGACAAGAAAUUCACCAGCACCGAUACAGACAUCAUCUUUAACAGACCUGAGGUCAAAUCUAAGACUGAUCGUAAGAUCAACUUUGCCCAGUUUAAAAAGGCUCUGGAAUUAUGUGCCGAGAAGAAGUACGGGAGCAAAGACGACGUCCAAAAGCUGAUUGAGAAGAUCUGCGCAGGCAAAGGACCUGGUACAUCGGGUGCCACAAAAGCGUCGAAAGCCGGAGGAGUUGAUCGGCUUACCGAUAGUUCCAAAUAUACAGGUUCACACAAGGAGCGAUUCGAUGAGAGUGGCAAAGGCAAGGGCCUGGACGGAAGAAAGGACUUCGACGCAAAGGCCGCAGAGGGCUACGUCGGCGGUUACAAAGGCAAAGAUACAUACGACAAAAAAUAGAUUAUAGAAAUAACUCACUUUUUUUUUCUCUCUGUCUUUUCAUUUCGUGAUGUUUGAGAGACAUCCAUUUCAUUGUUUGGUGUUAUUUGAAAGUUUCAUAUUGAUGAAUAGUUUGUUAGUGGUUAUAAAGUACAAGGUACACACGACAAGAAGUAUAGAUGAUAAUUUAAUUCACCAGUUGUUUUUUUUCUCUCUUUUUUAUUCCUUGAUGCUUGAGAGAGAGUUAUUUCAUGUUCUGUGAAAGAGAAAAAAAAAGAAAAAGAUACGACAAGAAGUAGGUAAUAAAAUAAGGCUUUUAAAAUCUUUUUAAUUUUUUUGUUAGCUGUUUGAAAAACAACUAUUUGAUUGUUUUGCGUGUUUUUCGGUUAUUGAAGGUUUCAUGUUAAUAACUAAUCGUACAUGUGUGUCUUGUUCAUGUCAGAUUGAUAUGAAAUCAGCAACAACAAACAAACAAAUAAACAAAAACAAGAAGAAUGAAAACUAUUUUAAAUUGAAAGAAAAAAUGUUACUGCCUUAAAAUGAACAAGACGGGAUUUUUACAGGAAAAUGCUGAAAAGAACCGCAGUGGCCUAUGUAGUAUAAAGGGGUUACGACGUAUGCCCCCUCCCGAAGGCCCCAAACAAAAAUGAAUACAUCUUUCAGGGAACCUUCGGCUUAUUGGGAUCGCCCAGUUUCCAGACAUAUUCCAUCUUGGACCGGGGAGGAAACCGCCCACUUCUUUUCACUUUAAAAAAAAUAUAUAUGCCACUGCUAAAUUAUUUUAAAAAUCAUCAUCAUUUAUUUUAUCUACGCCAGUCUCAAAUCACACCAAAGCUGAAUAAUUAGUACACAUGCCAAUGAAUAAACAUUACUUGUUGCAAUAUUUAAUAGAUACAAACGUACUCUCUAUCCCUCCAUUGAUUACAAAACAAAUAGUAUUAAACUAGGCUUAUUUGUGCUGUAUUACGAUGUUUUAUUAUGGCUGUCCAUCUCAGCAUUAUAUUGGGCCUAUACCAAAUAUACUUCCACAUGUGUGUAGCAAAUCAAUGAAUCAUCUUCUGAUACAUACUCUUUGAAAAAUAUAUUAACAAUUUAACUUUUCGCUUUCAAGACAACAAUCUGUGUAAUUGUUAUUUUUCAUAACAUUGUUGGUGUGUACCAAUUAAAGGUAUAUUUUUAUGUGAAAUCUUAGAUUGCAGAAUAGGAUAUGGUGUAACAACAUGACUUAUAAUCAUCUGGAUUGCAGAUAUAUAGUGCAACAACAUGCGAUCACAUUCAUAUUUCGGGUAUUUUUAUGCAAAAGAGCUUAGGUUUUUGACAUUGUCACUAUAUAAUCUGUAUGUAUUAUAUACUGUAAGUUGGAAAAGUUUUCAUCAUCAGCAUUAGCACACGUUAUGUUCAUAGAUGCAGUUAAAUUCUACAGAAACUUCUUAUUUUAUGUAAAAUAUAAAACAUAAAAUGGCUCAGCGCAAGAAAAGCAAAUAGAAAGAACCUAAGCCCAAAGCAAGACAAAUGAGUCGAGUUCUUUUUUCAAACGCACUUAUAUUGUAAACUUCAGAAGUAUUUCUGUACUUGUCAUCACCUUUCAACACCUAGAUGCCUAUUAGUAAUUAAAUAGUCCAGUGCUCAUUAUAUUAUAUAUAUAUAAUUAUAUAACUUUGUAAGAGGCUGAAAGGACAAAGCAGCAUAAUAAUAUUCUUAGCAGGAAGAUCAAACGAAAAUAAUAAUAAUAGAUUGACAUCAUGAUAAAAAACGUAAUUAUAGUUUGUUUCAGUUCAUUAUUAUGAUAUUUAUGGCGUAGGUUGUACGAAAAAAUAUAGAAAAUUUGCCUCAUAUCUUUGCUCAUCAGAUGUUAGUGCGUCUAAAUUUGAAGCUCCCCGAAGAACAUGAAGAAAAAAAAAAUUAACCAGGCGAAUUUCGUAUCGAUUUCGAUUGACACUUUUCAUAUAUCAUGCCAAAUUUCAUCUAGUCUUUCGUAGGUUUUUCUUACUUCCAUUUUGCUCUUAAAGAUGUUUUAUACGAUCUGUAUUUUAGUGACAUUAUAUUUGUGCGUGUGCGUGCGUGUUUUUGAAAAUCUGCAUGUUGGUAUAUAGGUUAAAUUUGAAAUUAUGAUAAUUAUUAUAAAAGACAUUCCUAUGCUAGAUUAUAAUCUUUAAUAAAUAUAUGUAUCACUACAAA